Argiope bruennichi is the source of this 2006-nucleotide messenger RNA. RefSeq names its product suppressor of tumorigenicity 7 protein homolog. Gene Ontology annotation, molecular function: protein binding. The coding region runs from base 118 to 1788 and encodes 556 amino acids. The transcript is spliced from 16 exons. Lineage: Eukaryota; Metazoa; Arthropoda; Arachnida; Araneae; Araneidae. The record is from RefSeq and is a predicted model, not a curated record.
UUUCUUUUUCGUACAUCUGUUGGAACUAUCUUAUAUCUUUGAAGCCAGCUAACAGAUUGUUUCUGAAGAAAUGUCAACGUUGGCUGAAAUGCUCCAAAAUCAACAUGGAGUUGCGUUAUGGCUGGUUGUUUUAGUUAUUUAUUUUCAAUAGGGAGACGCUGGUUAACUUGGUCUUGGACUUACCUGUGGUUGCUCUGGCUUAUGCUUGUUGUGUUUCUCAUCUACGUCCUGCGCGGUCCUUUGAAGAUCCACGAGAAUCUAAAUAUGGCUUCAAUGUUUUUGAAUACUCUUACACCAAAGUUUUAUGUCGCAUUGACUGGAACUUCAUCCCUGAUAUCUGGACUCAUUUUGAUUUUUGAAUGGUGGUACUUUAGAAAGUAUGGGACUUCCUUUAUUGAACAGGUGUCCCUCAACCAUAUCUCUCCAUGGCUAGGGGGAGGUGAUGCAAAUGGAGAUACUGCCUCAAAUGGUUCUUCGAGUAAUGAAGGAGGAGGGGGAGGCAGUACGACAAAUGGAAACAGUGCUAAUAACAACAAUAAUCAACAAGCUGGAUUUGAGUGUAAAGUGUGGAGAAAUCCUUUGAGUUUAUUUCGGGGAUCAGAAUAUAACCGGUUUCUUUGGACUACAAAUAAAGAACCUCUAACCUAUUAUGACAUGAAUUUAUCAGCUCAAGAUCAUCAGACAUUUUUUACUUGUGAAGCAGAUGGAAAUAAACCAGAAUAUGAAAUAAUGCAAACUGCGUGGAGAGAAAGAGACCCCGAAGCAAGAGUAAAAGCUGCCCAUCAAGCAUUAGAGAAAAAUCCUGAGUGUGCUCCUGCAUAUAUCUUGCUAGCCGAGGAGGAAUCUUCAUCAAUUUUAGAGUCGGAGAAGCUGUUUCGACAAGCAUUAAAAGUAGCUGAAGUAAAUUACAGACGUAGUCAACAGCUUCAGCAUCAGGGGCCCACACAAGAAACUUUACAUAGAAGAGACACAAAUGUUCUUGUAUAUACUAGAAGACGGCUUGCUAUGUGUGCAAGGAAACUUGGUAAACUCAGAGAGUCUGUAAAAAUUAUGAGAGAUCUUAUAAAAGAAUUUCCAAUGAUGAAUGUGUUCAAUAUUCAUGAAAAUUUAAUAGAAGCACUCUUGGAAAUGCAGGCAUAUGCAGAUGUUCAAGCAGUACUUGCCAAAUAUGAUGAUAUAAACUUACCAAAGUCUGCCACAAUAUGUUAUACAGCUGCUCUUUUAAAAGCAAGGGGUGUUAGUGAUAAAUUUUCUCCAGAUGUUGCAUCAAAAAGGGGACUUAGUACAGCUGAAAUGAAUGCUGUAGAAGCUAUACAUAGAGCAGUUGAAUUUAAUCCCCAUGUGCCAAAGUAUCUUUUAGAGAUGAAGAGUCUCAUCCUCCCCCCAGAGCACAUUUUGAAACGUGGAGACAGUGAAGCCAUUGCUUAUGCUUUUUUCCAUCUGCCGCAUUGGAAGAGGGUGGAGGGAGCUCUGAAUCUUUUGCACUGUACUUGGGAAGGAACUUUUCGAAUGAUCCCAUAUCCAUUGGAGAAAGGUCAUCUCUUUUAUCCCUAUCCUACAUGCACAGAAACUACAGAUAGGGAGCUUCUGCCAUCUUUUCAUGAAGUUUCAGUGUAUCCAAAGAAGGAGCUGCCAUUUUUUAUCCUCUUCACCGCCGGCUUAUGCUCGUUCACUGCCCUUUUGGCUCUGCUCACUCAUCAGUACCCAGAACCCAUGGGCACACUUGCGAAAAACAUUUUUACAGACUUUUCUGUGUGCUGUAAUUCUGGGGGACUAAAAUCACUUUAAUUCAUUGUUUGUCUAAGGAGCUCAAUUUUUAUUCGGCCAUUUCUUGGUUAUCACUGCCCCUGGGCUACAUGUUAGAAAAAGUGGAAGCAAUGCUACCAUCAAGUCUCUUACAUCAGUUGUCUCGUAUUUGAAUAAUUUGUGUGAAAAUUUUGAUGUCAUCCUUCAUUAUUUAUGUGGACUAAGUGUUCAAAUCAUACAUUAAAAAUCACAGCAAUCUA